AUGGAUGGAGACAAUGAGACAUUUGCAUCAGGAUUUAUUCUCCUGGGCUUCACAGCCCGAGCAGACCUGCAGGUGAUGUGCUUUAUCUUGUUCCUUGCCAUCUAUGUGGUCACUUUGGUAGGGAAUCUGGGAGUAAUCGUAUUAAUCCGGAUUGAUCUGUGCCUCCACACCCCCAUGUACUUUUUCCUGAGUCACUUGUCCCUGUUGGACAUCUGCUACUCCUCUACCAUCAUCCCUCAAAGCCUCAGGUUUUUUUUAGUGGAGAAGAAGGUGAUUUCCUUCGCUAGAUGUGUCACCCAGCUCUUCUCCUUCGCCACCUGGGCCACCACUGAGUGCUACGUGCUGGCUGCCAUGGCUUACGAUCGCUACGUAGCCAUCUGCAAGCCCCUGCUCUACCCCGUGGUCAUGUCCCAGAGGCUUUGCUUUGGCAUGUUGGCAAGUGCCUACUUGGCUGCUGUGAUCAGCUCCACCAUACACACAGUUUCCGUAUUCCAUGUCCCGUUCUGCCGCUCCAAGGUGAUCAACCACUUCUUCUGUGAUGGACCUCCUCUGCUCGCCCUCUCCUGCUCCAACACCCACCUCAGUGAGGUGGUGGUUGCUGCUGUGGUGGGAUUCAACGUGCUCAACACCACAGUCUUCAUUCUGGUAUCCUACUCGUUGGUCCUUUCUGCUGUCCUGCGGAUCCGCUCCACGGAUGGUCGGCACAAAGCCUUCUUCACCUGUGCCUCACACCUGGUCUCCAUCUCUCUGUACUAUGGCAGCUCCCUCUUCAUGUACCUGCGUCCUGUCUCCAGACACUCCUUGCAGUGGGAUAAGGUGGUCUCCAUGCUGUAUUCUGUCGCAGUCCCCAUGCUGAACCCAUUCGUCUGCAGCCUAAGGAACACAGACAUGAAGAAUGCCAUGAGCAAAGCAAGAGGUAGAAUCCUCACCUCCUUGUCCAUCUGUGGUCCCCCAUUGGCUGAAAGAAGAGGACAACCCCACCACAGUGAGAGGUGGUAG
Acanthisitta chloris (rifleman) is the source of this 999-nucleotide messenger RNA. Its product is annotated as olfactory receptor 1038-like. The record is from RefSeq and is a predicted model, not a curated record. Gene Ontology annotation, biological process: sensory perception of smell; G protein-coupled receptor signaling pathway. Gene Ontology annotation, cellular component: membrane. Gene Ontology annotation, molecular function: odorant binding; G protein-coupled receptor activity; olfactory receptor activity. NCBI's taxonomy places the organism in Eukaryota, Metazoa, Chordata, Aves, Passeriformes, Acanthisittidae. The transcript has a single exon. Bases 1 to 999 code for a protein of 332 amino acids.